Messenger RNA from Punctularia strigosozonata HHB-11173 SS5, 1794 nucleotides. RefSeq names its product methylenetetrahydrofolate reduct. NCBI's taxonomy places the organism in Eukaryota, Fungi, Basidiomycota, Agaricomycetes, Corticiales, Punctulariaceae. Bases 1 to 1794 code for a protein of 597 amino acids. The record is from RefSeq and is a predicted model, not a curated record. Gene Ontology annotation, cellular component: cytosol. Gene Ontology annotation, molecular function: FAD binding; methylenetetrahydrofolate reductase [NAD(P)H] activity. The transcript is spliced from 8 exons. Gene Ontology annotation, biological process: tetrahydrofolate interconversion.
AUGAAAAUUAGCAAGAAGAUUGAGCGGGCUGAGAAGGAGAACCGGGUAUGGUGGUCAUUCGAGUACUUCCCGCCUCGCACGGCGCAGGGACUGCAAAACCUGCUGGACCGUAUCGAGCGCAUGCGGGCGCUCGGGCCUGAGUUCAUCGACAUCACCUGGAACGCUGGAGGUCGCACGUCCGAUCUGACUUCGGAACUCGUCAAGACAUGCCAGGGGCUCAUCGGGAUCGAGACAUGCAUGCACCUCACAUGCACGAACAUGCCGAAGGAGAAGGUGGACAAUGCGCUCAGGGAAGCGAAACAGCAUGGUUGUCGCAACGUGCUCGCCCUUCGCGGCGACCCUCCCGCAGGCAAAGACGAAUGGGAGGCCGUCGAGGGCGGCUUUGUACACGGUAUCGACCUCGUGCGCCAUAUCCGCAAGGAAUACGGCGACUACUUCGACAUUGCCGUCCCCGGCUUCCCGCAGCAUGUACUCCUGCCCCCGGAUGAGCUCGUGUUUGAGAUGAAGUGCCUGAAGGACAAGUGCGACGCUGGCGUGAACUUUAUAUUCACGCAGAUGUUCUACGACGUCGACAUCUUCUUCCGAUGGGUGCAGGCCGUGCGCGACGCAGGGAUCACCGUACCGAUCGUGCCCGGCAUUGCGCCGAUUCAGACGUGGAACGGGUUUCAGAAGGCGACGAUGCUGGCCAAGACCGUCAUUCCUCAGAACUUUCUCGAGGCGCUGGAGCCGCACAAGAACAACGAUGAGAAGGUUAGGGCGAUUGGGAUCCAGCUCGUGGCGGAAAUGUGCCGGAAGAUCUUGGCCGCCGACCUCGGGAUCAAGGGACUGCACUUCUACACCAUGAAUCUCGAGAAGGCGACGAAGAUGCUCCUCGAGGAACUCCAACUUGUGCCGCGCGUUGAGACCGUCAAGCCUCUGCCAUGGAGACAGUCAUUGACGCCCAGCCGUCGGGAAGAGAGUACCAGACCGAUCUUCUGGGCAAACCGCGCGAAGUCGUACCUCUCGCGCACCGAGAACUGGGACGAGUAUCCGAACGGUCGAUUUGGUGAUUCGCGCAGUCCCGCUUACGGCGAGCUCGAUGGCUACGGUGUGUGGCUCAAGCAAACGAAAGAUGAGGCGUACAAGAUCUGGGGUUUCCCAUCUACGUUAGCCGAUGUUCAUGCCCUCUUUGCGCGAUUCUGUUUGGGCGAGAUACCGUCGUUGCCUUGGUCCGAUACCUCGCCGUCGCCCGAGACAUCCGUCAUCGCCAAUCAGUUGGCAAAACUGAACGAGAUUGGAUUUCUCACGAUCAACUCGCAGCCCGCGGUCAAUGGGGCUCGAAGUGAUGACAGGAUACACGGUUGGGGUCCCAGCAAUGGUUUCGUCUACCAGAAGGCAUACCUCGAGUUCUUCGUCUCUCCGGGUCUUUUGGAUGCGCUCAUUCCUCACAUUGAACGCGACAAGUUGAUUACGUACUACGUGAUCAACAAGCGCGGGGACCUGCGCACGAACACCCACUCUGAAGGCCCGAACGCUGUUACUUGGGGUGUCUUCCCCGGCAAAGAGAUUAUCCAACCCACAAUUGUCGAAGCCAUCAGUUUCAUGGCAUGGAAGGACGAAGCGUACGAGCUCGGGCGCAAAUGGGCGAACCUGUACGAACCUGACUCGCCCAGUCGCAAGGUCAUCGCUGACCUGAUGGAGACUUCGUACCUCGUCAACGUGGUACACAACGACUUCAAAGACCCCAACGCCAUCUUCGUCCCCUUCAUGAAGGCGGCCGAGGACUAUGCGGCCUCCCAACACACCGCUAACUGA